This is a messenger RNA of Anisakis simplex (herring worm), 810 nucleotides long. The record is from the annotation of a GenBank genome assembly. Lineage: Eukaryota; Metazoa; Nematoda; Chromadorea; Rhabditida; Anisakidae.
AUGGCGCUAUCGCUCUGUUCGGUGUUCAUUAUGUCACUCUAUUCGAAAGUAACAAAAAUACAAAACGAACUCCAAAUGGAUAUGGAUGAAUUUCGUGCCAUCCAAAAUGAAGUACACAGGCAAGUGAAAGGCAGAGUCGAUGCUGCGCACUCAUUCUAUCGUUUCAAGCGGCAACUCUCAUCACCCGGCGAAUGCAAUUGUAACGCGCAUAAUGAUUGCCCACCUGGACCACCAGGACCACCGGGACCACCUGGAAUUGAUGGUGAAGAUGGAUUACCUGGUCCACCAGGACCACCUGGACUUCCUGGUAAUUAUCCACAGGUUUCGAUCAAUCUAGAAAUGAAUUGUCGAAUAUGUCCUAAUGGUGUACAAGGACCACCAGGACCGCCUGGACCACCAGGAGAGGAUGGAAAGAACGGACCAGCAGGGCCUCCAGGACCAAGCGGACAACAGGGACCACAGGGACCGCCUGGACCACGCGGUCCACCAGGAGAACAGGGUCCCAAAGGUAAAACUGGUCCACAAGGUUUCUCAGGAAGAAAUGGAUUCAUUGGAGGGCAUGGAGAGCCAGGACCACGUGGACCGAGAGGACCGAUGGGACCGCAAGGACCACAAGGACCUGACGGUCCAGACGGUAAUCCUGGUCUUAUGGGACCACCGGGCCCACAAGGACCUAUGGGAGAGAAAGGACCAGAUGGAGAGAAAGGCUUUCCGGGUCCGCCAGGACCGAUAGGAACCCCUGGUGAGGAUGCCACCUACUGUGCAUGUCCAGCGCGAUCGAAACGAAAAUCAAAAGACGCUCAUCAAUGA